CUGCCCAACAACCCCUUUCACCAUAUGAUUGUCAGCUUUGUUCGGAGCGAAUGUUAUCACAAUCUUGCAAUCCAAACUCAAAUGGUGUUGAAGUUGUUCCUGUCAAAGCGGCCGAUUUUUCUGCAUCCUCAUUGUGUCUCAUCGUCGUGCCGUAAUUUGGACACCACCACUCGCCUAUCACGAAGAAUUGCAACGAUGUCGGAAAAUAAAUCACCACUGCUCGAGCGAGCGCGGAAUAUAGUGCCUCAUCUGGAAACGCACCGCCAUAAGGGUCAAGCCGGCCGAAUUGGAAUCGUAGGAGGGUCUCUCGAAUACACCGGGGCGCCGUACUUUGCGGCUAUCAGUGCACUGAAAGUGGGGGCUGAUCUGGUGCAUGUGUUCUGUCCACAAGCAGCUGCCCAAGUAAUCAAAUCCUACAGUCCAGAGUUGAUAGUUCAUCCCUUGCUGGACUCAAACGAUGCCACAAUGCAAAUAGAGCCAUGGCUUGAACGAUUACAUGUACUGGUUAUCGGACCGGGAUUGGGCCGAGAUCGAUUGAUUCUACAAACCGUGUCUGAGCUGAUCAAAAUCUGUCGACAACUGCAGAAGCCACUGGUCAUUGAUGCUGAUGGCCUGUUUCUAAUAACUCAUGACAUCAGCCUGGUGAAGGACUACUACGGAGUCAUUCUCACUCCGAAUGCCAUCGAGUUCUGUCGACUGUUUGGAAACGAUCGGGAUCGCAUUAUGCAAACGUUGGAAAAGCUCGGCCGUGGAGUGACAGUCAUCGAGAAGGGUCUAAACGACAGGAUCUACGAUUCGCUGACGUUGGAGAAAUACGAAUGUCCACAGGGAGGCUCGGGGAGGAGAUGCGGCGGGCAGGGUGACUUGCUGGCUGGUGCGCUUGCUACAUUUUACUUUUGGGCGCUGGAAUGUAAGCAGGAAAUUAGUCCGGCCGUGGUUGCCUGCUUUGCAGCAAGUUAUCUCACCAAAAAUUGUAACACUUAUGCAUUCAAAGCCAAAGGUCGCAGCAUGACCUGUACCGAUAUGAUCGAGCAAAUUCACAAUGUGUUCGACGAUAUAUUUGAACAUAAGAAGGAAUAGGACUUAUACAGACGAGGCGGUUGCCGUACAACUGGAUGGUCACAAUUUGUUACAAAUUUAUUCAGACACAUUAUUAGAAAAAUCAUCUCCAUGUUUCAUCAAAUUUGAUAGGUAUAUGGUACUUGAAGAUUGUAUGUAAUAACAUCGGAGCUUGGGAUAAGAGUGUAGCAUUUGAAUUUUGCAAGGAUAUUUUAGAUGUCGUCGAAAUGAUACUGUAUAUCACAUUUCUUCAGAUCAAACUGCUCACCGUAGUCUGUUUUAAUUCUAAUUGUGAAGGGACCUGUGAUUUGUAAUAACGAAACACUCAAUGAAUGUCUUUAUGGGAAGGGAGUGAACUAAUUGUUAAGAAUAUAUAUGAUUUUGAUUUCGUCUAUUUGACUUUCAAUAAAAACUGAAGCUGCUUACAUAUUCAA
Messenger RNA from Aedes aegypti (yellow fever mosquito), 1493 nucleotides. It is a transcript of the gene Naxd, whose product is annotated as ATP-dependent (S)-NAD(P)H-hydrate dehydratase. The transcript has a single exon. The record is from RefSeq and is a predicted model, not a curated record. Gene Ontology annotation, biological process: metabolite repair. Lineage: Eukaryota; Metazoa; Arthropoda; Insecta; Diptera; Culicidae. Bases 25 to 1080 code for a protein of 351 amino acids. Gene Ontology annotation, molecular function: ATP-dependent NAD(P)H-hydrate dehydratase activity.